ACUGUCAAUGUACCAUAACCUUAAAACAAUACUGUUUGUAAAUCUGUCACCUUUAUUUACCUAAUUUCUUGUUAAAAACUAAUCAUAAAUAGGCCGUCAAAAUGAUGGGAGCAGGGCGGAUUGGUUUGCCAGGAAUAACUGAUAACCCCUUGAGUGUGUCAUGGCACGAUUCAGCCUGGAUUCCAAACUUAAAUACUUCCAAUGUGAUGGAUUACUUUUCUGAAAGGAGUAAUCCGUUUUUUGAUAGGACUUGUAACAAUGAGAUUGUUAAGAUGCAAAGGCUUAAUCCUGACCAACUACAAAAUAUGACAGGAUUGGAGUAUGUUUUAUUGCAUGUACAAGAACCUAUUUUGUAUGUUAUAAGAAAACAACAAAGAUAUUCGCCUCAACAGGUCACUUCUUUAGCUGAUUAUUAUAUAAUUGCUGGAACUGUAUAUCAAGCCCCUGAUUUGGCUAGUGUAUUGAAUUCAAGAUUGUUAUCUGCUGUUCACCAUCUUCAGUCAGCCUUUGAGACUGCUUCAAGUUUUGCAAGGUACCAUCCUAGUAAGGGUUAUUCUUGGGACUUUAAGUCCCAAAGAGGUACAGAUAAAGCCAAGCCCAAGGAGGAAAAACCUAGAGAAGAACCAAGUUCAUUGUUUCAGAGGCAAAGAGUCGAUAUGCUUUUGGGUGAACUUAUUAGGAAGUUUCCUUUGCCAGCUCCACCUCAACCAAAAAUUCAAGCUCCACCUGUAAAAACUGAUGUUGAAAAUGGACAAACUGAAAAUAAGGACAUUAAAACCGAAAUAAAACAAGAAAAAAUUAAACCACCUCCAGAAAAGAAACCAAGAAUUAAUUAGAACAUUAUAUUUCCUAUAAGUGUAUAAGUUAGAUUUUAAGUAUUUAUAGUAUUUCAUUUUUUAUAUUUGAAUAAAAAAAUUAUCUUCAAA
Brassicogethes aeneus is the source of this 926-nucleotide messenger RNA. The record is from the annotation of a GenBank genome assembly. NCBI's taxonomy places the organism in Eukaryota, Metazoa, Arthropoda, Insecta, Coleoptera, Nitidulidae.